ACCUACCAAUUCCAUUGUAAACCGCAUAAACAGUCGCUUGAAAUUACAUUUACAUUUUACAGUCCCAAUUGUAUUAAAAAUAUGUUUAGGUGGUCGUGUUGGAAGAACUCCAAGUACUCCACGAACUCCCGGAGUUACUCCUAGUAGAGCAGCAAGUACUCCUGGUAGAAGUAGAGCAGGGAGUGCUCAGGGUAGAUCAGGGACUCCCGGUACUCCAGGAACUAGUAGAACACCUUCCAGUGGAGGAAGGACUCCAGCCACUCCGAGCACUCCAUCCAAUAGGAGGAAUGGUCGAGUAUCCUUGUCCAGUAUGGGGAGCAGCACGAGCUCCGAGCGGGAGAAACUGGGACUAUCAUCUGUUCUCUCUCCAGGUCGAGGAAUGUUAGUUCAUUCUCCGCUGGGUAAUAAUCCCAUUCCAGUACACAAACCUACCCAUUCAUCCUCGGUAGACCAGACGGAGGAAUUAAUGGUUAACUCCGUGGCCAAGUCCAUGUGGACGGCCAUCUACGAUUAUGAUGCCCAGGGUGAGGAUGAAUUAAACUUGACGAAAGGUGAUGAAAUCGAGGUGCUAAGUAAAGAUUAUAAAAUCUCCGGGGAUGAAGGAUGGUGGACGGGUAAAUGCCAGGGUAAGGUCGGAGUCUUCCCGUGUAAUUUUGUAGCACCCUGUGAUCUGGAUUUUUCAAAUUUAUCCAAGGAAGAAUUGAAACGGUUCUAUCCCCCGCAUAUAUCCUGGUCUGAACUCCAGGUGGGGGAGGUAGUUGGUGCAGGAGGAUUCGGAAAGGUUUUCAGAGGUUACUACCGAGGUCACGAAGUUGCCGUGAAAGCGGCCCGACGAGACCCUGACGAAGUUCCCGAAGAAACAAAGAAUAAAGUGCUCCAAGAAGGAAAACUGUUUUGGCUUCUCAAACAUCAGAAUAUAGUUGGACUACUUGGAGUGUGCCUAGAGGAACCAAACCUUUCACUAGUUAUGGAAUUUGCCCGCGGAGGAGCUCUAAAUCGGGUUCUGGGUGGACGAAAAAUCCGACCAGAUGUCCUUAUCGACUGGGCGAUUCAGAUCGCCCGAGGCAUGGCCUAUCUUCAUCAUGGUGCUCCCAUAUCCCUAGUCCAUCGAGACCUCAAGUCUUCCAAUGUGCUAAUCCUCGAAAUCAUUGAUAAAGAUGAUGAUCUGUUGUUUAAAACCCUGAAAAUAACCGAUUUCGGUCUAGCCCGGGAGUUUGCAAAUACAACGAAAGUAACCGCUGCCGGGACGUACGCAUGGAUGCCUCCUGAAGUGAUAAAAACUUCAACCUUCAGUAAAGCAUCAGAUGUCUGGAGCUAUGGCAUUCUUCUUUGGGAACUAUUGACGGGAGAAACCCCUUAUAAAGGAAUUAAUGACAUGGCAAUAGCAUACGGGGUAGCUAUGGGCAAACUGGCGCUACCCAUUCCUUCAACAUGUCCUGAAGACUGGAGAGGAUUGAUGGAAGGAUGCUGGGAAUAUGAUUGUCAUGCCCGGCCUAGUUUUAGUUCUAUUCUUCAGAGUUUAGAUACGCUUGCUCAUUCAACAUUUAACAGUCUUCCAGGAGAUAGUUUCCACCUGAUGCAACAGGAUUGGAAGGUAGAGAUCGCUGACCGUCUUACAGAGAUCAGAGUUAAGGAAAAUGUAUCUAGGCAACAGGCACGGAAAUAUUUCCUGUUUAGGAGCAGAUUGUUAAAGAAAGAAGCUUCUGCAAGUUCCUCAGUUAUAUCUGCUCCUUCAGACUUUCGACAUAAAAUCUCUCUGACUCAUUCCCACUCAGACCUUCUCAGCUUAGAUCAAAACAAUGGUGUUAAUGAGGAUUUCCGGCAUACAAUGACAAUACAAGAUAUGGAACAUAAUUAUCCUGGGUCACCAACACUAACCAGACUCAGGGCUAUUGCAUUGCCCGCAGACGGUGUUAAAGGGAAAACCUGGGGCCCCAGCACACAUUCUAACAAACAACGACCAAAUAUUGUUGACAGUCAAAACAGGUGGAGUAAAUCUGCACCCUCACUAGAGAAACGCCCACUCCUCACCCCGCCGUCUUUGUCAGAAGCUCACGAGGAUUAUUCGUUUUACUUUCAUCCAUCUUACUCCGAGUAUACACUGACCUCUCGGCCCUCUAGUUAUUCUUGUACCCUACCCAACUCCACGCAUUCAAAUUGUUCAAAAUCUAAACAUUUCCUUUCAUCACCGCGCUCAUUUAUUAGUCGCACUAAUAGAUUAUUCAACAAUAAUGAGAAUGUGGACGUUUACAGGACUACUCCUCUUCCAACGUUAUAUGCGGGCACUUCAGACCAACCACAGGGGAAAAUGGGUGCUAUACAGAUGCUGUUGUACAAUAUGUCCUCUAUGCUUGCUAGUGUCGCUGCUGGUUAUGAUGUCAGGUUAAGUAAUGUGACUCCUAUCCACCCUAAACUAGGACCAGGAAGGGAGGAAGGGGGUAGGAUAUCUCCCCCUCCCCCUCGCCUCUACCCACACAAUACUUAUCAUGGGCACACCCCUCACCACCGCACCCCACUACCCGGUCUCUCACCUGAUCUUAAACCCCUGAGAUUCACAGAUUCCCCCCAGCACGCCCCUGGUUACAAGCACGGCAGGAAGGUAUCAAUCGACUCGAGUGAAGAGGGUGUGGUCGUGUAUCCCCUCCCUCCUCCUGUAGCAACUGGACCAGGUUUAGACCGUCCUCUUCAUGCACCUCAUCAGGUAACUUUAUAUCCCUCCACGUGCAAACUUUAUAUUCCUACACGAAUAUAUACUUUAUAUCCUUAUAUAUCCUCGCUAAAGAAGUCCAACUACUCGUAUGCUCCUGGAACAGGAGCAGGGCGUGUCUCCCCCUGGUGGGGUGGAAGCGGGGGUGGGACCCCAACCAAUGACCGGCCUACCCCGGACUCAAGCAGUGACGAAGUCGGUUUUCCACUCUCUAAAGCAGACUCAGGCUUUGUUAGCUCAGGCAGCAGAUUAGUUAGGUUCUCCCCCUCCCCCUACAGCCAGGGUAAGGAGAAGUCAGGGCAGUACACUGGUGGACAAAGAACUCCCCAUCUUCUUGUUCAUUCCCAGCACUACAAGAGGACAAGGAUUUGGAGCCAAUGUGAGUCAAGGAUUCUGCAUCUGCCAACAGGAAUCCAGGAUAAUGCAUCAGCCAACAGGAAUCCUGGAUUCUGUAUCAGCCAACAGGAAUCCAGGACAAUGCAUCAGCCAGCAGGAAUCCAGGAUAAUUCAUCAGCCAACAGGAAUCUAGGAUUCUGCAUCUGCCAACAGAAAUCCAGGAUUUUGCAUCAGCCAACAGGAUCCAGGAUUCUGCAUCAGCCAAUAGGAAUCCAGGAUUCUGCAUCAGCCAACAGGAAUCUAGAAUUCUGCAUCAGCCAACAGGAAUCCAGGAUUCUGCAUCAGCCAACAGGAAUCCAGGAUUCUGGAUCAGCCAACAGGAAUCUAGAAUUCUGCAUCAGCCAACAGUAA
Eurytemora carolleeae is the source of this 3454-nucleotide messenger RNA. RefSeq names its product mitogen-activated protein kinase kinase kinase 11. The transcript has 20 exons. Bases 311 to 3454 code for a protein of 1047 amino acids. Gene Ontology annotation, molecular function: protein binding; ATP binding; JUN kinase kinase kinase activity. The record is from RefSeq and is a predicted model, not a curated record. Gene Ontology annotation, biological process: protein phosphorylation. NCBI's taxonomy places the organism in Eukaryota, Metazoa, Arthropoda, Copepoda, Calanoida, Temoridae.